Triplophysa dalaica is the source of this 812-nucleotide messenger RNA. Its product is annotated as protein POLR1D-like. The transcript is spliced from 3 exons. The record is from RefSeq and is a predicted model, not a curated record. NCBI's taxonomy places the organism in Eukaryota, Metazoa, Chordata, Actinopteri, Cypriniformes, Nemacheilidae. Bases 103 to 558 code for a protein of 151 amino acids.
UGAGGAGUGAGAUGGUCACGCGGGGUCCUCUUUUGGGUCUUCCAAAAUAAAACACAACAGAUAGCACACUGAUCUGAGAUGAUUAUAAUUGAAAGUUAAAUAAUGGAUGACACUGAACUGGAGAGGAAGGCGGUGGAGGAACUCCUUAAAGAAGCUAAUAGAGGAAAACUCCGUGCAGAGACGAUGGGUCCUGCUGGGUGGAUGAAAUGUCCACUGGGAAGUACCAACAAGCGUUUUCUCUUGAACACCCUGGGGUCCUCUGCUGUGACGCCUCAGUCAAGAAACCAGGGAGCUUCUGACAGAGGAGGAAAUGAACACAGAUACAUAACAUGUGAGAAACAUCACAACAAAGACUGUGAGGAGUGCAGUCACAGAAGGGAUAAUUCACACAGAAGACGCCACUUAAAUUCUCAUUCUAGAUCCUCAAAAUACCAAUCCUCCUCACGCGACGAUUCAACACCCAGAGACCAUUCCCCCUACAUCUCCAGAAAGUCAAAUAGGACUCGAUCUCGCUCACCCUUCAGAGACAAAAAAUACAGUGACCGGAGGAAAAAAUGACGUGACAGUUAUUAGAAAGUGUACUUUUUGUCCACAUAGGUGAUUUCCGCAGUCUAAAAUGGUAUUUGAGCCUGCAAAUAUCUGAUAAACUUAUGGUUUUAUAAUGACAACUGACAAGUACAGCGGAAUUGCCUGGGAUGUACAGAAUGUAGAUUUAUUUAAUAGCCAAUAUUUUGUUUCAAGAAAUGCAGUUUGACUUCCGGAAUGAGUAUACACAAAUGCUUGACCAGCAAUAAACACACUGCUAAUCACUA